GGGGGGUGGAAUAGUGCCCCAUCGUUGGUGUCAGUGGGGGGGGGGGGAAUAGUGCCCCAUCGUUGGUGUCAGUGGGGGGGAGGAAUAGUGCCCCAUCAUUGGAGUCAGUGGGGGGGAGGAAUAUUGCCCCACCGUUGGUGUCAGUGGGGUGGAGGGUGAAAUAGUGCCCCAUCGUUGGUGUCAGUGAAGGGUGGAAUAGUGCCCCAUCAUUGGUGUCAGUGGGGGGAGGAAUAGUGUCCCAUCACUGGUGUCAGUGGAGGAAUAGUGCUUCUUCAUUGGUGUCAGUGGGGGGAAUAAUGCCCCAUCAU
Molecule: messenger RNA, 308 nt
Organism: Staurois parvus
Lineage: Eukaryota; Metazoa; Chordata; Amphibia; Anura; Ranidae
Source: the annotation of a GenBank genome assembly